AGCAGAUCUAAAGUGAAAUGUGCAUCUUUCCUGCAGAUCGUCUUUGAGCCUCACAACAUCGACAAUGCCUCCCCGGCCACAGUGUCCAGAAACGGGAUGGUGUUCAUGAGCUCCUCGGUGCUGGGCUGGAGCCCCGUCAUGCGAGCCUGGCUGCAGACCCUCCCCCAGCAGCAGGCGGACCCCCUGAGGCUCUGCUUCACCUCCUGCUACCAGGACUUGUUGGACUUUGUCUCCACGGCUGUGUCUCCCAAGAUGCAGGUGUUGGAGAGCAUGUACAUCAGGCAGACGAUCGACCUGCUGCAGGGUUUGCUCCCUGCAGUCGAUGAGAAACAGGGUUGCCAUGGUGACCUUGGUCGACUGUUUGUGUUUGCAGUCAUGUGGUCUCUGGGAGCGGUGCUGGAGCUGGAGGACAGAGCCAAAAUGGAGGCCUUCCUAAAGCACCACAGCUCGUCUCUGGACCUGCCGCUCACUCAGGACGAGCAGACCAUCUUUGAGUUCACCGUCAGCGAGCGGGGAGAGUGGGAGCACUGGUCCAACAAGGUCCCAGAGUAUGUCUACCCCAAAGAUCACGUCCCAGACUACUCGUCCAUCCUGGUCCCAAAUGUGGACAACGUGAGGACGGACUUCCUGCUGCAGACCAUCGUGAAGCAGAGGAAGGCUGUGCUGCUGAUCGGAGAGCAGGGCACCGCCAAGACCGUCAUGAUUAAAGGCUACACCAGUAAACUGGACCCGGAGCAGCACCUCAGUAAGACCCUGAACUUUUCUUCAGCCACGCUGCCCGCCAUGUUCCAGAGGACCAUCGAGAGCUACAUCGACAAACGCAUGGGCGCCAUCUACGGGCCGCUGGGGGGACGCAGGAUGACCGUCUCCAUCGACGACAUCAACAUGCCCGUCAUUAACGAAUGGGGAGACCAGGUCGGCUCCUGGCUCUCUUUUAUUUCAUUAUUAUCCUUUUUAGUUAAUUUAACAGUGUAGAUAAAUAACCAUUCA
Messenger RNA from Notothenia coriiceps (black rockcod), 990 nucleotides. RefSeq names its product dynein heavy chain 8, axonemal-like. The record is from RefSeq and is a predicted model, not a curated record. The annotation marks the transcript as partial. Gene Ontology annotation, molecular function: dynein light intermediate chain binding; dynein intermediate chain binding. Gene Ontology annotation, cellular component: axonemal dynein complex. The transcript has 6 exons. NCBI's taxonomy places the organism in Eukaryota, Metazoa, Chordata, Actinopteri, Perciformes, Nototheniidae. Gene Ontology annotation, biological process: microtubule-based movement.